AUGCUGGGGAAGGCGGUAUCCAGUUCCCAUCUGCUGACCCAAUUCCCAGAAAAACACCGCGGCAACUACCCCACACUCUUCCCCAGCCGGCUCUUUUGUUCCACUAAUGCAUGCAUCGGUAUUAAACUCGCCAUCCAUGAGCCGCAUAGUGCCGGGUCAGGUGGAGCUGCUGUUAAUCUAUCCAUUUACCGCCAUUCGCUGUAUGAAUUAGCUUUAUAUGAAAACACCAAUCUCGCACUCUACAUUUUCGGAGGCUAA
Molecule: messenger RNA, 258 nt
Organism: Bipolaris victoriae FI3
Lineage: Eukaryota; Fungi; Ascomycota; Dothideomycetes; Pleosporales; Pleosporaceae
Exons: 1
Coding region: 1-258 (85 amino acids)
Source: RefSeq, a predicted model, not a curated record